AUGGAACUCGACAGAAGUCCGACAAGUUUAGAUAUGAUGGUUGCUAUGGGUAACAAGGUCGAAGUUAUUCACCUGAAUAAGGCGCAGGAUAAUGGUUACAGAGGUGUCAUUAUACAAUGUCACAUUUAUUCAUGGAAAAUGUCCAUGAGAAAAAAGUCAAGUUAUCACGGUAACUUUGUGUUUGUUUUCCUAUGCAUGGGAAAUAUUUUUUUUACAACUUGGUCAAUACCGUCUGUACUGACUACUGAUCGACGUUAA
Molecule: messenger RNA, 258 nt
Organism: Macrosiphum euphorbiae (potato aphid)
Lineage: Eukaryota; Metazoa; Arthropoda; Insecta; Hemiptera; Aphididae
Source: the annotation of a GenBank genome assembly